Daphnia carinata is the source of this 1849-nucleotide messenger RNA. Its product is annotated as acetyl-coenzyme A transporter 1-like. Gene Ontology annotation, molecular function: acetyl-CoA transmembrane transporter activity. Bases 121 to 1716 code for a protein of 531 amino acids. Gene Ontology annotation, cellular component: membrane. The transcript has 12 exons. NCBI's taxonomy places the organism in Eukaryota, Metazoa, Arthropoda, Branchiopoda, Diplostraca, Daphniidae. The record is from RefSeq and is a predicted model, not a curated record.
UUUUUGUUUUUGGACUGAGAACUAUCGGCAGCAGGCAACGUCAUCACACAGGACCAGGCAAAUCAUCUCAAUGUACAACUACCUGUUCAUUUAACCAAUCCAACAACCACAGAUUGUACAAUGAGGAAGCGAGGAGAAUUACAAGCAGAAAAUGGACGUUCUUCAUUGAGUGAAAAAGGAAGUAGUUACCAAAUCAAAGAAAUGAAGGACGCACCGCUUAUUUGGAGUUGGAAAGGUGAAGGCAAAAAUAUUGCCCUGCUCUUCUUUUUGUAUUUGCUGCAAGGAAUUCCUUUAGGAUUGACUGCCAGCAUUCCCCUCAUGCUACAGAACCGGCAUGUUAGCUACAAAGAACAAGCAGAAUUCAGUCUUGUGUUUUGGCCAUUUAGCCUGAAACUCCUAUGGGCUCCAAUAGUGGACUCCUUGUAUUCAUCUAAGAUGGGGAGAAGAAAAACUUGGCUUGUUCCUGUACAGUACCUGAUUGGAGUGGCUAUGCUGUUUUUGUCAACUAGGGUGGACCAAUAUCUGGAUUCAGAAGGGUCCCCUAAUAUCCAACUGUUAACUGCAGCAUUCUUUAUUCUAAACUUUUUAGCUGCAACUCAAGACAUUGCUGUUGAUGGAUGGGCAUUAACAAUGUUGCACAGGAAAAAUGUGGGUUAUGCUUCUACUUGCAACAGUGUUGGUCAAACUGCUGGUUAUUUUUUAGGCUAUGUUGUUUUUGUAGCUUUUGAAUCUGCAGAUUUCUGCAACAAAUAUCUAAGGAAUCAUCCUGAACCAAAUGGUCUUCUAACAUUAUCAGGGUUCCUUUAUUUUUGGGGAAUCAUUUUCUUUAUCACCACGACGCUUGUGUGGUUUUUCAAAAGAGAGAAAACACAAGCACAAGAAAAUAACGAAAGAGACGGCCAUGAAGGCGAUGAGCAGGAUUUAAGCAUUAUGGAGACUUACAAGCUAUUGCUCAAAAUAUUUAAACUUCCUGUCAUCAGGUGGACUGUAGUAGUUCUCUUAACCUGCAAGAUAGGAUUUUCAGCGUCCGAUGCAGUUUCCGGUCUUAAAUUAGUUGAAAUGGGAGUUCCCAAAGCGCAAUUAGCCUUGUUAGCGGUCCCUUUAGUCCCACUUCAAAUUGUCCUGCCACUUUUCAUAAGCCGAUACACUGCCGGGCCUCGGCCCAUGCAAGUUUUUAUAAAAGCCAUUCCUUAUAGGUUAAUGUUCGGAUUUGUUUAUGCUGGUCUGGUAUGGAUAACUCCCUGGUUUCAAAGCAGCGACGGCCAGUUUCCUUUUUAUUACUAUUUAAUCGUUGUUAUCAUUUACGCUAUACAUCAGGUCACAGUGUACAGUAUGUUUGUUGCCGUGAUGGCAUUCUUUGCCAAAGUUAGUGAUCCUCAGGUUGGCGGAACCUAUAUGACGCUACUAAACACAGUGUGCAAUCUUGGGGGCAACUGGCCCUCUACGUUAGCUCUUUGGUCCGUUGAUGCUUUGACUUGGAAAAGCUGCCACACAGGAAAUUCUAUCGUCGGUGAAACUAACAAGUGCCGCAAUUCCGCCGAAACACUGUUAUGUACUGAAGCUGGAGGUCAAUGCGUCGUCGACUUGGAUGGUUUUUACGUUGAAUCGCUUAUAUGCAUUGUUUUCGGAUUUCUAUGGCUCCGUUGGGGUCGCCGUGUUAUUCAGCAGUUGCAGUCAAAGGACGAAAGUGCAUGGAAAGUGCGCAACAAUUUGUAAAAGGAAAUGGUUUCAUUUGCGUUUUGCAUUACUCUCUGGAAAGGGAUAUGCGCAUAACACAGUGUGUUAUUUUCAUCAUGCCUACAUUUUUCUGGAAUGUUAAAAUGUAUUAUUAAUACAUGUUUUAAUGGUU